Molecule: messenger RNA, 2186 nt
Organism: Musca domestica (house fly)
Lineage: Eukaryota; Metazoa; Arthropoda; Insecta; Diptera; Muscidae
Gene: CD98hc
Exons: 6
Coding region: 51-1979 (642 amino acids)
Biological process (GO): amino acid transport; carbohydrate metabolic process
Source: RefSeq, a predicted model, not a curated record
CAAUUAUCAACCCUUGUGAACAAUAGAAUAACAAGGAACAACAGAAAACUAUGAUGAAGAUAUUAACAAAGAAUAAAAGAAAAGUGAAUGUCAGCUCGGCUGAAUUGGAGGCGGCGACAGACAAUCGUCAAACAGAAGUUGAAGUAUUCAAAUCGAUAUCGGAGGAUAGCAACAUUGAAAAGAAAGAAGCUCUUCCAAGGGACAGUGAAAGUAAAGAAGACUUACACACGACAUCGACGUCAUCAUUGUCAACCAAUACAGCAUCAACCGAAAAUAUUGUUGAUAGCAAAGGCGGUGAUUAUUCAUCGACAGAUACCAAAAUGGUGCAGGAAGAAAUCAAUAAUGAUGGCGCCGACGAACAAAUGUUAGGUGCCGAAGAUAAUGAAAAGUUGGCCGAAAAACGUGAAGAAGUUAAAUUCAUCAAGGGUGGUGACCAUCAAAAUGGCGAUGCCAAAAUUGAUAUUGGCAAUGUUAAUGGAAAGGACAACGACCAGGCUUUCACUGGCAUGACCAAGGAGGAAUUAAUGAAAUAUGCCAAUGACCCGUUCUGGAUACGUUUACGUUGGAUUUUCUUCAUUGCUUUCUGGUUGGUAUGGUUGGGUAUGUUGGUGGGUGCCAUUCUGAUUAUUGUCGAAACACCCAAAUGUGCUGCUCCCGAACCAUUGCCCUGGUAUAAGAGUGGAAUUUUGGCUAAGUUCUCCAAUUUCGAGUCAAACAAUGAAAAUGUUGAAUUAGUUAAACAACUCAAAGCAAGCGGUGUUAUUUACGAAAUGCCCGCCGAACUUACCUAUAAUGUGCGUGAUCCCGAUGUCGAAGAGAAGAUUCGUAACAUUGUCAAUCACUAUAAGGAUACCGAAGCCAACGUAAUUUUCGAUAUUACACCAAAUUUUGUGCCAAAGACAUCACGUCUAUUGAAGGAUGCCAUGGAUGAUGAAACGAAACGUUCUGCUUUUGUUUGGAUUGAAAAACCCGAGGUACCCAACAAUUGGUUGUCAUUGGUAAAUGGUUCUGCCUGGGCUGAGGUAAUGCCAGGCAAUUAUGUGCUGUCGCAAUUCGGUGAUGGUUUGUAUGAUCUGCACAUGAACGAUACGAUUGUCAAGAAGGAAUUGAGUCAUGUUUUGCAACAUCUGGUGCAAUUGGGUGUCAAGGGUAUACGCUUGAAGAAUACCAAAUUCUUCAUCUUGUCCAAGCAAAUCAAGGAUGAAGUGCCAGCUGAAAAUCCCAAAUAUGAUUUGACCCAAUACGGUUUCUGGACUCACACGCAAACAACAUUCCAAGAGGGUUUGGGUGAUGUGCUCUAUGAAUAUUUGACUGUUGUUAAAAACACCACCGAAGAUGGUUUCUUGUCUGUUGCCGAUGAUGUCAUACGUCCAGAAGUUUAUCGUACCGCUUCGGGUGAAAUGGGCAUUGAUAUACCAUUGUAUGGCAAGUUUGUCAAGACUUUGAGUUCACCCAAGGACAAGGAUUUGCGUAGUGAAUUGACUAAUGUUAUGCGUGAAGCUGGUAACUACACUUGGUUACAAUGGAAUGUGGAAGAUGCUGAGGUAAAUUCUGAAGUGCCACCAUCAUCGGUCAUCUUAUUCCUGUCUCUGUUGCCCGGUACACCUGUCGUGCCCGUUGACAAGGGAGCCUAUGGCAGUCUAAGUGAUGUCAUUUCCAAACAAAUUGAGACAUCUCGUCUGUCGCCAUCCUAUAUGCAUGGUGAUUUCAAUUUGUUGCCCAUUGAUCCAUUGGUUGGAUAUACAAGAAUAAAGUCGGGCAAUCCUGGUUUCUUGGUGCUGUUCAAUCCCACUGAUGCCACCCAAGCGGCCAAUGUGACCGACAACAGCAGUUUGCCGGAAAAAAUGACUGUGGUAUCCAUUAGUGAUAACUACAAUGUUACCAAUGUUGUGGCCAAGAAUAAAAUUGCCACAGCUGAUUUGGAGGUGUCUCCAUACUCCACCAUCAUUUUAACCUAUGUUCCCGUCAAAACGGAAUAAACAGCUGCAAAGCUCAACAAUGCCCCAACACAAAAAUAAAACUUCUUGGGGCCCAUAAAAAAUGAAACUGCUUAUCAGCAAAAGAAUUAUUUUAAUAAUUAUGAUGUAAAAAUCGAAUCAUUUGCUUGAUUGAUUUUUACACAAAAAGCUUGUUCAAUGUUGCAUUUUAUGAAAAUAACCAAUUUAAACAAAAAGUGAACCACUUAA